Molecule: messenger RNA, 2674 nt
Organism: Zalophus californianus (California sea lion)
Lineage: Eukaryota; Metazoa; Chordata; Mammalia; Carnivora; Otariidae
Gene: TANGO2
Product: transport and golgi organization 2 homolog
Exons: 10
Coding region: 170-1132 (320 amino acids)
Biological process (GO): protein secretion; Golgi organization
Cellular component (GO): Golgi apparatus
Source: RefSeq, a predicted model, not a curated record
UCCAGCUCUGCCCCUGGGGGCUGCCACAGUGAUCGCACAGGCUGCACUGGGUGAGGCUGAGGUGUCUGGCUCCUCAGCCCUGUCAUGUGAAGCCCGAGGGCCCCUGUCCUCUGCAUGGCUCCUCAAGACCAGAUAGACAGGCUGGCAAGCCUUGAAAAUAUAUUCCGAAAUGUGUAAAGUGCUUGGAGCUGAAGAUUCUCUGGUCCAGGUGCUGGUGUCAUUAUGCAGAAUUCUUCAAGAGGCCUGGCUCUGCUUUGAAGGACUGGUGACCCUGUGUGAACAAAGCUGCUCUCAGGGACCCAUGUGCAUCAUCUUCUUUAAGUUCGAUCCUCGCCCUGUUUCUAAAAAUGCAUACAGGCUCAUCCUGGCGGCCAACAGGGAUGAAUUUUACCACAGACCAUCCAAGCUAGCUGACUUCUGGGGGAGCAACAAUGAGGUCCUCAGUGGGCUUGACAUGGAGGAAGGCAAGGAAGGAGGCACGUGGCUGGGAAUCAGCACACGGGGGAAGCUGGCCGCACUCACCAACUACCUGCAGCCACGGCAGGACCCGGAUGCCCGGGGCCGAGGUGAACUUGUGACCCAUUUUCUGACUACAGACAUGGACAGCUUGUCCUACUUGAAGAAGGUCUCUGCGGAGGGCCACCUGUACAACGGCUUUAACCUCAUAGCAGCCGACCUGAGCACAGAGAAGGGGGAUGUCAUUUGCUACUAUGGAAACCGGGGGGAGCCUGAGCCAGUUGUCCUGGCACCAGGGACCUAUGGACUAAGCAAUGCGCUGCUGGAGACGCCCUGGAGGAAGCUGUGCUUUGGGAAGCAGCUCUUCCUGGAGGCUGUGGAGCGGAGCCAGGCGCUCCCGAAGGAUGUCCUCAUUGCCCAGCUCCUGCAUGUGCUCAACAAUGAUGAGGCGCAGCUGCCAGACCCGGCCAUUGAGGACCAGGGCAGGGAGUACGUGCAGCCCUUCCUGAGCAAGUAUGCGGCUGUGUGUGUGCGCUGUCCGGGCUACGGCACCAGAACCAACACGGUCAUCCUCGUGGAUGCAGACGGGCACGUGACCUUCACAGAGCGUAGCAUGCUGGACAAGGACCCCUCCUGCUGGGAGACCAGCACCCACGAGUUCAAGCUGCAGAGCUAACCCCUCUCCCUGGGUGUGGCCAUUGGGCUCCUGGAAGGCCCUGCCUCGAGGACCAGUGUGGAUAGGAACCUUCCGUAGGCACAUGCACUGCCUGUGACUUGGCCAAGCAUCCCCCAGGACCAGGGCCCUCUGGUGUUUCUGUGACCUGUCUGUGUCCGCGUGUCCCGCUCAGGGUCUGCCCUUACGCCAGUAGGAGCGACAGAGUCCCGCAGCCAGGCCUGGGGCAGGCCUAGGUGUGCUGGGCCUGUGUGAAGGCACCUCGAUCUGCCCCUGUCCAAGCACAGAGGCACACAGUCGAGGCACAUGCCUCCAUGCACACCUGCAGGUGCACGGGCACACGCACACCAUGCACAGGCAACAGAUAGGUGUACAUAUGCUCAAACGCACACAGAAUCCCCGGCAUCCACACGUAUGCAUGCUAGACAGGCAGAGAUGUGCCGCUCACAUCUGCAAGUGCUUCUGGCCAGUGGGUCUUUCCUUUGAUCAAAACAACAGAGUGUAGACUUUUGUUUAAAAGUGGCUCCCUUUCUCCUGGGCAUAGUCCACUUCUGGACAGCUAGACUUGCUUUUAGAGAGGAGAGGCCCCAUUUGGAAUGAGAAAUGAGAACAACCCCAGAAAAACCCACUGUCAUAACAGAAGCACAGGCUGGUUGGUGGUCCUUUAUGCUCUGGGGGGUCUCCUGUGUGCAUGGGGUGGUCCUGUGGGGGGAGGGGGGUGGUCCUGCAUGAUGCCCCAGGGGUUCUGUGUAUGCUGGGGCACCUUGGUAGGCUCUCAGGCACCUACCUGCCCAUUGGGGGUCAUGGGUUUGGGCAGGCCCUCUCAGUGAGGGGACACAGGCAACCCUUACUAUUUCCCUUCUCCUUGGGGAGUCAGACUUCAUAGGAAUCUGUACUUGAACGUGAGAACUUGAUAAUAAAAUUCAGAGGCUGUGGUGAGUCAGUGCAUUUCAGGUCCUUGUGUGAUGGGGGACAACUGUGCAAGGGGUCAGUAGGGCUGCUCUCCUGGUCUGCAGGAACUCCCAAGGCACACUCACCAGAACAAGCCUCUCCCCACUUUCUUCUUUUGCUCAUGGGUCUCUGAGCACCCUGAUGGAAAGCCAAGGGUCCAUCAGCCUGUCCAUCUGUCUGUCCUUGGGCUGGGGUUCGAGAGAGAGCCCAAAUGCAUGGGACACAGUAGGUGCCAGUUACAGGGCCUCCUGAGCUGGGCUGAGGAGCCAGGGACUCAUCGGGGUGUAGUGAGGAGCCCUUGGGGACCUCCCCAUGGAGUGGUGUGGUCAGGCCUGCACUUGGGGUGGACUGUGGAGGCCAAGGGGUGGUAGGAAUGGGUUUCAGGGCAAGGGGGCAAGUAGAGUCUGUCUUAAUUGCAGGACCCUGGUUUGCGGCAGGCACUCAGGAGUUCCUGUCCCUAGCCCAGGCUGAGCAUCAGGGGGUCCUGUUGUGUGUCCAGUGCUGAGACCCAGACUUCCAUCUGCCUUUGCAGCUGACCCCCAACUUGGCCUUCUCAGAGCCAGUGAGAGCUUGGGGUGGGGUGUGGACCUGCAC